This is a messenger RNA of Tribolium castaneum (red flour beetle), 1076 nucleotides long. RefSeq names its product Aps pyrophosphatase (gene Aps). Bases 343 to 792 code for a protein of 149 amino acids. The record is from RefSeq and is a predicted model, not a curated record. Gene Ontology annotation, biological process: diadenosine pentaphosphate catabolic process; adenosine 5'-(hexahydrogen pentaphosphate) catabolic process; diphosphoinositol polyphosphate metabolic process. Gene Ontology annotation, molecular function: endopolyphosphatase activity; bis(5'-adenosyl)-pentaphosphatase activity; bis(5'-adenosyl)-hexaphosphatase activity. The transcript has 3 exons. Gene Ontology annotation, cellular component: cytoplasm; nucleus. Lineage: Eukaryota; Metazoa; Arthropoda; Insecta; Coleoptera; Tenebrionidae.
UCCGUCAAUUGUGACUUUUUCCGAAGCUGCAAAGGGUCAGCAGCGGGUUAAAUGGGCCAGUUAAGCCUCCAUCAUGGGUUAUAAUCAAUCGCCCUAUAGCUAGCUCUAAGCUAAAAGCACGCGUUUUAAACCGAGUGUAUUAGUUUGUAAAAAAUCUCGUGUGUAAAUGUUCGGCUCAGGUUAAUUAUGAUGGAUAUAAUGUGGUGUAGAAAAAAAGUGUGAUAAUUUCAUUUCUAGCGGCUAUGGCUGUCCAGUAGAGUGUUAAACCAAUCAGUUAAUUCGUUUUAAUUAGUAUUUCGCGUUAAUUUACUAUUUAGUUCGAUUCGCCCGUGGAAACCCAUCAUGGUCAAAGAAAAACCAAAUUCCAUCCGUAUUUACGACGAAGAAGGCUUCCGGCGACGUGCGGCUUGCAUUUGCGUCCGCUCCGAUGCCGAGACUGAGGUCCUGCUGGUGACGUCUUCUCGCAGACCGGAAAAAUGGAUCGUUCCGGGGGGCGGCGUCGAGCCGGAAGAAGAGCCGAGCGUGACCGCCACCAGAGAGGUCCUCGAGGAGGCGGGCGUCAUCGGCAAGCUGGGACGUAGCUUGGGAGUUUUUGAAAAUUUAGAACACAAAGACAGGACUGAAGUGUAUGUCAUGACAGUAACUGAAGAAUUAGACGAAUGGGAAGACUCAAAGACCAUAGGAAGGAAGCGACAGUGGUUCACGAUAGAAGAGGCUCUAGAACAGCUCGCGCUGCAUAAACCGGUGCAACGCAAUUACCUCCAACAGUUACGACGCUCGAAACUAACAUGAGAUUUGUUUUAUUAUUAAAAACACUGUUACUGUCAAACAUGUGCUUGAGGUUUUAUGGGUUUAUUUAUUAAAGAAAAUUCGACUAUAUGUAAGAUAUUGAAUUCGAUUUUUUCGUAGUUUUCUGCAACAAUAAUGCUCUCGGUUUUAGUGAGGUAUUGUUCUUUUUACGCCGUUCUGUUUACAAAAUUCAUUUAAAUUUAAGACUAUUAUAGUACUUUCUUAUUGUUUUGUUGCCUUUUGUUAUAACCUGAAUAUCAGAACAAUAAAAUGUUACUUAAUACCGA